UUUUUUUUUUUUUUUUUNUUAUUAACAUUUGCAGUAAUCUGAUUUACUCGAAGACCUCAGCUUAAAGUGGGUCUUGGAUUUUUACUCAAAGUCAGCAUCUUUUUAGUAUCUGCAGCGAUAUUAUGUUGGUUUAAGCUGAUUUAGGAGAUGAAAGGUUAAAAUACGGAGUAGUUGUUGUACUUUGAAAGAGUUUUAGGGUGAGAUGAGACGCUAUUUUCUGGGAUUUAGAGGACAACAAUGACUACAGGGUCAUUGGGUCUUCGAUCUUCAGGCAGUUACGGUUCAUUACAGCAAUUUCAAAAUGGUUCCUUGUUUUUCCCAAUUCAGACAACACCACCAACCUCUCGAAAGCCUCCUAAGACGGUUAAGGAUAAAGAUAAGCUAAUCCUUUGGAUAAUUAAGUUUGCACAGAGAAAGAAGAUUGGGAUGCUGCUCUUAUGCCUUGUUUCCUUAGCUGUUUUCAUGUGGGUUUUGAUUGUUGGCAAAGAUGCUCCAGAGAGUAUUAUUCCCAGCAUAAAUAUGGUGCCCGGGCCAUUAUCCGAGGACAAUGUUGAUGUGAAUGUAAAUUUAUCUUCACAAAUUAUGGCUGUCAAAGCAAGUACAGAAAAUACUAUACAGCCCGUGUUCUUUACGGGAUACAAACUUCCACCCGGGAAUCCAUGCGAGAAUUUCACAUUGCCUCCACCACCGGCCGAUAAAAAGAGGACGGGCCCACGUCCUUGUCCUGUGUGUUAUCUGCCUUCUGAAGAUGCUGUUGCUCUCAUGCCAAAUGCGCCAUCUUUUUCUCCCGUGCUCAAAGACUUGAAAUAUAUUCACAAGGAGAAUUUAACUAAAUCCGAGGUUGGAGGCUCGGAAUUCGGUGGAUAUCCUUCAUUGAGUCAGAGGAGUGAUUCGUAUGAUAUACGAGAUUCGAUGAGUGUGCAUUGCGGAUUUGUGAAAGGAACAAAGCCAGGUCAUCAGACGGGCUUCGACAUUAACGAAUCUGAUCUCCUCGAGAUGGAAAAUUGUCGGGGGAUCAUUGUUGCAUCGGCAAUAUUUGGGGCAUUUGACUUGAUACGGCAGCCAAAGGGUAUCAGUGAGCAUUCUCAGCAAAAUGUGUGCUUUCAUAUGUUUGUGGAUGAACAAACCGAGUGUUAUUUGAAGAAUUCAAGUGCAGUUAACAUUGAGAAGAAAGUCGGGCUAUGGAGAAUUAUAGUUGUUCACAAUUUGCCGUAUUCUGAUCCGAGACGUAAUGGAAAGAUUCCUAAACUGUUGCUUCAUCGGCUUUUCCCUAAUGCCCGUUACUCGAUUUGGAUCGAUGCAAAGCUAGAGCUCGUUGUGGACCCAUUUCAAAUUCUCGAAAGAUUCUUGUGGAGAAAAAAUGCAAGCUUUGCAAUAUCAAGACACUAUAAGCGCUUCGAUGUUUUUGAAGAGGCAGAAGCUAAUAAAGCCGCAGGGAAAUACGACAAUGCCUCCAUUGACUUCCAGAUCGAAUUUUACAAAAAGGAGGGUUUAACACCAUAUUCCGAGGAAAAAUUGCCAAUCAGUAGUGACGUACCGGAAGGAUGUGUAAUAAUCAAAGAGCACAUUCCAAUCGCCAAUUUGUUUACGUGUCUGUGGUUCAAUGAAGUCGAUCGUUUUACGUCGAGAGAUCAGUUAAGUUUCUCAACCGUAAGGGAUAAGAUCCGCUCGAGGACCAAUUACACGAUAAAUAUGUUCUUGGAUUGCGAACGUCGCAAUUUUGUGGUCCAGGGUUACCAUAGGGACAUGCUCGAGCAUCAGUCACAGCCAUCCGAUGACAUAUUAACUUACAUCCAUUCUCCCAAUCCACUCGUAAACCCAAAUGAUUAUAAUCUGAAAACAAAACCGGCCGAGUUUCUGGUGGACCCCAUCACGGUGAAUCCAAACCUGAAAUUUCCCACCAAAGAGAGAAAGUCGAGGCGCCACCGGAAAACCACCAAUCCAAAUUUUGUCUAAGCAAAAGGUUCUUAUUUGUUUAAUUUGCUCUCCUGUUUUAAGGGGAAAACCAACAUUUAUAAUGACUGUGAGAGACUGGGAUUUGUUGUGCAGGAUGAGAGCUGUAGAGUGUAGAUUUAAUUCCAUAUAGCAACUUUUUUUUUCCUAUCUUUUUGCUUCCUUCUUGGUGUACUAUCCAUAUUGAGUUUGUACAUAUAUAAUGAUAUUUUUCCUUUUUAUCCCUCUCUUUAUUAUUGUUGGAGA
Striga asiatica is the source of this 2199-nucleotide messenger RNA. NCBI's taxonomy places the organism in Eukaryota, Viridiplantae, Streptophyta, Magnoliopsida, Lamiales, Orobanchaceae. The record is from the annotation of a GenBank genome assembly.